ACGAUUAUUGUAAUGGUGUGACGAAGUAUCUUGGCUAACCGCCCUUCAAGCAGUAUAUAAUAGUUGAGCGUCGUCUGACAGUCAUACACAGUACCUGGUGCUCAGUGAAACGUGUUGGACUAUUACUACUAUAUACCUUACAGACAUCAUGAGAGUGUUGGUGCUAGUGGCCCUGUCCUGCGCCGUGGGAGCGGCGUGGGCCAAGCCUGCCUCUACUUACACGGACAAGUUCGACAACGUAAACCUCGACGAGAUUCUGGAGUCGAACCGCCUGCUGAAGGGCUACGUGGACUGCCUUCUGGACAAGGGCCGCUGCACGCCCGACGCCAAGACCCUCAAGGAGACCCUCCCCGACGCCCUCGAGAACGACUGCUCCAAGUGCACGGAGAAGCAGAAGUCAGGCUCCGACAAGGUGAUCCGGCACCUCAUCAACAAGCGGCCCGAGUUGUGGAAGGAGCUGGCCGUGCGGUACGACCCCAACAACAUCUACCAGGACAAGUUCAAGGACAAGAUCGAGGCCGUCAAGACCGUCAAGGCGUAAGGACGCCAAUGACGCCAUGUUGCUUCCUGUGCGGUGAUUUGUGUUCGACUUCGACUGUACCAUAAUACUGCACAGUUCCUUAUGUAAUUUAAUGAAUAUCUAUGGUAUGAUUACCGAAUUGGAUGGCUGUAAUAAAAGUUAAAGUGGGAUGUAAGAAAGGCUGAAUUAAAUUAUGAAACUAUUAACUAUAUUUACUAAAUAAAAUUUUAUUACUAUAAA
Molecule: messenger RNA, 760 nt
Organism: Plutella xylostella (diamondback moth)
Lineage: Eukaryota; Metazoa; Arthropoda; Insecta; Lepidoptera; Plutellidae
Gene: CSP10
Product: chemosensory protein 10
Source: RefSeq, a predicted model, not a curated record